AUUAAAAAUGGAUUUUCAACGCCCUGUAUUAUAUACCUACGCAACGAAGGUUCAGGGGUACUCAAAAUUCGAUGCGCAGCAAUAAAUGAAUAAACCGUAAUAAAUAUCGAACGUGAGAAUCCUUUCGUCUUAAUUAUUUAUAUUCGUGAUACUUUAAACACUUCAUUCGAAAAUACACGAAAACGAGCAUUAUAUUUAGGGUUAAGAAACGAAAAAAUGUAUAUGAAGUUAAAAAAUAAUUCCCUUGUUUUGAAUUGUAACAUUUUGAGAUACAACCCAGGCAACAUUGUAGUUUAUUGAUUACCAGGGUCAGUCCAUGUGGACGAAAAUAGCCAGAUAGCAAUACAGUAUUCGAGCGUAGUAAGUUAGUAACUCUGCAGACUGCGUGACAUAACAAACGUUUCUUGUUAAUGUAAAAAUAAUUUUGUAAUGCAAAAUGGAAGCCCCUCUGAUGUUCGAAGUGUUAAUGUACCUUAAUUCCUAUUACUUUGGCAUGUUUUCUAUGUUUGAGUUCUCACUUAUAUGUGCCAAAUCAAUAGAUGAUGCUCAAAAAAAGUCAGUUUCUCUAAAUGAACUUGGGACUAAUAUGACAGUAUUUGUGUUUCUUUGUCUCAUUGAAGUGUUCCGCACGUUUCUAUCACGCCGGGAAAAUGCGGCCGACAAGGCAAUAUGUGUCGUCUUGUCACUCAUCCUAACUGUGCCAUCAGCCAUAGGAGUACUGUAUUUUUUGUUGUGGCAACAAAGAACUUUCCGGCUGGAAAAUAUUCUAGGAUGCAUACAACUUAUGCUUCAAGCAACUCAAGUGUUCUUUGGCAUUGUAUCAUUACUGACAUUCAAAAGCAGUGAUUCAACAACAUGAAAUUGUAAUUUAAAAACAAUAAUUAUUUGUUACUUUUUAUUUGUACAUAAACACAAGAUAUUUUUUAUAAAAAAUCAUCAACUAGUUAUUACCUUAAUUUAUACUUUAAAUGUUGUAUGAUUAGGAACUUUUUUUGAUUUAAUACGGAAAUGACAAUAGCAACGUACAAAUACUGAAAUGAAAACAAAAACGAUUCCGAGUGCAGCCAUUAUACCAAUAGGGUGAUGGUAUCUUAUGCAGGAAAUUACUAUUGAUAGACCCUGAAAAAUAAUACAAAAUAUUUUUAUA
Molecule: messenger RNA, 1147 nt
Organism: Acyrthosiphon pisum (pea aphid)
Lineage: Eukaryota; Metazoa; Arthropoda; Insecta; Hemiptera; Aphididae
Product: transmembrane protein 80-like
Exons: 1
Coding region: 437-859 (140 amino acids)
Biological process (GO): non-motile cilium assembly
Cellular component (GO): ciliary transition zone
Source: RefSeq, a predicted model, not a curated record